This is a messenger RNA of Candida tropicalis MYA-3404, 2910 nucleotides long. RefSeq names its product linker nucleoporin. The coding region runs from base 1 to 2910 and encodes 969 amino acids. The record is from RefSeq and is a predicted model, not a curated record. NCBI's taxonomy places the organism in Eukaryota, Fungi, Ascomycota, Pichiomycetes, Serinales, Debaryomycetaceae. Gene Ontology annotation, biological process: poly(A)+ mRNA export from nucleus; protein import into nucleus. The transcript has a single exon. Gene Ontology annotation, molecular function: structural constituent of nuclear pore. Gene Ontology annotation, cellular component: nuclear pore.
AUGUUUGGAAAUAAAAUAUCUUCUUCUGGUACAGGAACCGGAUUUUCAUUUGGUGGCCAGUCAAAUACAAAUACUAAUACUGCCACUGGACCAACCCAAACUCAGAAUCAGUUCCAACAACAACAGCAACAGCAAACUCCUUCAGUUACGAUCGGUGCAAAUGUUCAAUCAACUAUAAACCCACCAACUGGUGCGGUUAGCGGUGCUACUACAAAUUUGUCACUUCCGGUAUCUGUCAAUACAACAAAGGGACCCAAGUUGUUGAAAGAAUUAUUGGAAUCUGCUAACAAUUUACCAAAAAGUAAUGAUCAUAUUCAAUUAGGUUCAAUUCAUCUCACCUUAAAUGAGUUGGAAAGAAAAACUCAACAAUUAAGAAAACAAUCAGAUAAGGAUGCCAGUUUUACAAAAGCACAUUAUUUAUUGGCAGGAAGUGGUAUCAGUGCUGAUGAUAUUGAAGGUGAAUUGAACGCCAUUCAAAUACCUAGAGCUGGUGAGCGUGGAGCACCAUUACAACAUGCAUUUGUUGGUUCCGAAAAUAUUGAAAACUACUUGAGUGCUAAAAAGGACGAAAACAUUUUGAACACCAUUGAACAAUCGUUGUCAUUGGCUUCUAAAGACUUCGACAACUACAUCAAUGCCAACAUUUCAAUCGACUGGAAAGUUAGAAGAGAUGAAUUGAGAAAAGCCGUUGGGUUGAAAACAAAUGUAAUUCUUGAAGAAGAAACGAUCAAGAAUUCAAUAGUUUGGAAAUCAAAUUCAACUGCUGCCAACAUCUUAACUCCAUUAGGCGAUUCAUCUGUUAGGCAAUUGACCAGAGCUAAAUUUGAAAACUACGCAAGAGUUAUUGAUUCAUUAAACGGUGCACGUCUUCAAAAUGCUCAUUUCCCAUUGUGUUUGAACUUCAAUGAAGUCAACAAGUUGCAGAAUGAUGUGAAGGGUAAACAAAUUGCUGAGAUUUGGAAAAUAUUAGUCAUGUUGACUGGUGAAAAAUUUGCCAAAACUUCCCAAGAACAGAAAUUCUUUAAUACACCAAAACCUGAACUCAAUGAAACUAUUGUGAACAAUAGUAUAGCUUAUUUGCAACAAGAAUUUUACAAUUAUGUGGAUGAAUUAUAUCUCAAGGACAACAGCAAGCCUGAAAAAUACUCACCUGCCACAAAUAUCAACAGAGUGUCAUACUUUGUUAACCAAGUUGUAUUAAAGAAUGAUCCAGAUUUAAUUAACAAGACAUUAUCUGUAAAUGGUACUCCAAUUUGGGCAUUAAUCUUUUACCUUCUCCGUGCCGGGUUGUAUUCUGAUGUUGUUGAUUUGGUUUCUCGUAACCGUGAGAUAUUUACUAAAUUUGAUAAGAACUUCCCAGUCUACAUCAAAAAUUAUGCCGAUAGCAGCAAACAUGUAUUAUCAUCAGAAUUGAACGAAAGAUUACACCAAGAAUUUAAUCAACAAUUCCAGUUUAUCAUCAACGAUGUUGAUUCUAGUAUUAAUUACGACCCUUACAAAUAUUCUGUUUACAAAAUCAUCGGUAAAUGUGAUUUAAGUAACAAGUCGUUGCCACAAUCUAUCAACUUGAGCAUCGAAGAAUGGGUAUGGUUCCAUUUGUCUAUCAUUAAUGCAAACCAACCAGGAUCUGAAUCCAAUUUGGUUUUCGAAAAUUAUAGUUUACUAGACUUUCAAAGUAAGAUUGUUCAAUUGGGUCCAAAGAACUUUUUGGUUUCUCCAAAUAAUCCAUUAUAUCUCAAGACUUUGGUUCUAGCUGGACUUUACGAAAUGGCUGUUCAAUAUGCUUAUGAAUUUGUUAACGAAGCGGAUGCAGUUCAUUUGGCUAUCGGUUUGGCAUACUAUGGUUUAUUAAAAUGUUCUGCUUUCAACAAGGACACUUUAUUAACUGUCAAUAGCAACGAAUAUGAAAUCAACUACAGUAGAUUGGUGGGUUCUUAUACUACUACUUUUAAAAUCAGUGAUCCAAAAGUUGCAUGUGAAUAUCUUAUAUUGAUUGCAUUGGCUAAUGGUGGUGAUUCCAAAGGAGCUCUUCUUGUUUGUCAUGAAGCAUUGCGUGAAUUAAUUUUAGUUUCUCGCGAAUUUGGUGUUUUACUUGGGCAAUUGAAUCAAGUCAAUGGAACCAAAGCACCUGGUAUUUUGGAGUCUCAGAGAAAAUUGAUCAAGUUAGAGAAUAUCGACCAAUUUUACCAGCAAAUAGUUGAGGUUUCUGCUAGUAAAUGUGAAGAAGAAGGUAGAAUUUUUGAUGCAUUAUUGUUGUAUCAAUUGUGUUGCGAUUACAAUACUGUUGUUUCAUUAAUUAAUAAAUUGUUGGCAGAAAUUCUAGCAACAACGGAUUUGAACCAACCAAUCAUCAAGUUUGGUAACUAUGAGGUGAUAUCUACAGGUUAUGCAAGUAAAGAUGUUGGCGAUACCAUUGACAAUAAUAUUAUUUUAUUGGCUCAACAUAUUAUGAAAAUUUUCAGCAACAACAGUCAUAUUCUUAGUAAGUUAUCACCAAAGGUCAAAUCCACAUGUGAUUUAUUGCUUCCAAUUAUCAAUAUUAGAGAAUUAUUUAUCAAGAAAGAUUGGAGUUCAGUUGUCAAUGAAAUAAACAAGUUAGAUCUCAUCCCAGCAAAUGCUGAUGCCGAUCUUAUCAAGAUUAGAGUUAUGAGUGAAUUGGUGCAAACAAAUGAUUUGGACGAUAAUUUGGUGAAAGUAAUUCCAUCCUUGUUGAUCUUAGUUAUGACAAGUAUUUCACAUUUGAAUUAUGAGAUUUUGACCAAAAGAUAUCAAUCAUUUGGUAAUGAAAAGGAUGCUUUGAAUCAUUGGAAAAAAAUCGCUAAGAAUUGUAUGAUAUAUGCUGGUAUGGUGCAAUAUAAGAUGCCUAGAGAAACAUACAGUUUAUUGAUUAAUUUAGAAUCACUGUUGUAA